ACUCAUGAAGCAUCAGGGAGCAACUCACAUCCAGCAGGUGGUAAUGGCAGUGGAAGUUCUUCACUACCUAUUGGUGGCAGUGACAAAGUUUCUGGAGGAAAAGAUAUUAGAAUAGGAGGUGGGAGUUGCUCACAACCAGUAGUUGGCAGUGGCAGUGUUACAA
Messenger RNA from Ilex paraguariensis (yerba mate), 163 nucleotides. The record is from the annotation of a GenBank genome assembly. NCBI's taxonomy places the organism in Eukaryota, Viridiplantae, Streptophyta, Magnoliopsida, Aquifoliales, Aquifoliaceae.